CAGCUUCACUCGCAUCCUCAGUCCAGAAGACGGCGCUCGCACCGCCGGACCCUACUCGUCCCCGUAUCUCUGACUCUGUCUCUCUCGCUGUCUCUCUCUCCCUCGUCGCAGUGCUACCGUCUCUUUCUCGAGCGCGUUUACGUUUGCGGCCGUGCAUCGUUCGUUCGUCGAGUCGAGAGCAUCGCCGAGGGCCACCAACAUGAAGACCUCGCGCGUAAAGAAGAAGAAGCUACCGCCUGACUGCGUGCUCGACGCGAUACUAUAGUGUAGUCUGCACACGUUCACUGACACACGGACACAGUCACGCGCGUAUGUCCUCGCACACACUCGCACGCGUUGUUCACGGAGAUUCGCACGAGUCGCCAGCUCGUAUACGCCUAUAUAGCUGUCUAUAGACGCACUGACACAGUGAACGACUCUUGGAGCGCGGAGAACGUUAUAUAUAAUAACGGCCCCUAUAGCCGCGGCUGCGAUUGUGUAAGCCAGCUGCACGAGUAUAACGCACGAGGCAAGUUCGCGGACCGAUCGACGCUGCACGAGCUUGGCAAUCACGACCACGACGACCACUAAGACGGCUCCGAGACAGUUUCGAGGCCUGGCGCAGCUGCAGCUCGCUCACGACUCUUCGAGUGGAGAUCGCUCUACCGGCCAGCCUGCAGCAGCUCAUCGCCCUAGCCGAGCUGCAGACAGUGAAAUUAGCCGCUGCCGCCAUGCCUGUUUUCUACGCGAGAAUCUGGCAUUCGACAGCCUAGGACCACAACUAACUCCAGGCUUUCGCAAUGAGGCCUGGAGCACUACCGCUGAUAGCGUUACUGGCACUACUACAACUACUGCUACAUCCAGCAAGAUGUGCGCAACAAGGAAAGAAAAUGAAUUUCCGGGAGAAGGAGAAGCAAGUGCUAGACGAUAUCCUCGGCCCAAGCAGCUACGACGCCCGCAUAAGACCGAGCGGCGAAAACGGAACAGAUGGGCCGGCCAUUGUCCGGGUAAACCUGUUUGUCCGAAGCAUUGCCACAAUAAGUGACAUCAAGAUGGAAUAUUCUGUACAGUUGACAUUCAGAGAACAAUGGAUUGACGAGAGACUCAAAUUCGACGACGUCGGUGGGAAACUAAAAUAUCUCACUCUCACCGAUGCCAGUCGAGUCUGGAUGCCCGAUCUGUUUUUUGCCAACGAAAAGGAGGGCCAUUUUCACAACAUCAUCAUGCCCAACGUUUAUAUUAGAAUAUUUCCAGACGGAUCGGUUCUCUACAGUAUACGAAUUUCACUCACCUUAUCGUGUCCAAUGAAUCUCAAACUCUAUCCACUCGAUCGUCAAAUAUGUUCUCUGAGAAUGGCCAGCUACGGAUGGACAACGGCCGAUCUAGUGUUCCUUUGGAAAGAAGGCGAUCCAGUUCAAGUGGUUAAGAAUCUACACCUACCUAGAUUUACGCUUGAAAAAUUCUUAACCGACUACUGCAACAGUAAGACCAACACCGGCGAGUACAGCUGUCUGAAGGUGGAUCUGCUCUUCAAAAGAGAAUUUUCGUACUAUCUCAUCCAGAUUUACAUACCCUGCUGUAUGUUAGUCAUCGUCUCUUGGGUAUCCUUCUGGCUGGAUCAAAGCGCCGUACCUGCUCGGGUGUCCUUAGGAGUAACCACUCUGCUGACAAUGGCCACUCAAACGUCGGGCAUAAAUGCCUCGCUACCACCGGUCAGUUACACCAAAGCCAUCGACGUCUGGACGGGCGUCUGUCUGACCUUCGUGUUCGGGGCCCUUCUCGAAUUCGCCCUGGUCAAUUACGCCUCGCGCAGCGACAUACAUCGCGAGAACAUGAAGAAGAAGUAUGCCGAGAUGGAGCAUUCGACGUCCGUCGACCCAAACGCCGAGCCCUACGAUCCAGACGCUGCAGCCAAUUUUGCCAUGGUCGUGGCUGUCCAAGUUCCCGACGAGAUCCAAGCGCAUCGACGUCAUCGCGCGGAUAAUAUUCCCCCUCGUGUUCGCCCUGUUCAAUCUCGCGUACUGGUCAACGUACCUAUUUCGGGAGGAAGCGGAUGGCGAGUAAGCCUCGACGGGGAGGCGCUCGGAUCGUCAAGGGACGCAUCGCAAGUGGCACGCGGCCACCCCCUCUAUUACUCACAGCCCCGACCGGCCAGCAGCAGCAGUCAGCACCAGCAGCAGCACCAGCAGCAGCAGCAACAGCAGCAGGGCUCGUCUUCGCGCUCGGCAUCGGCACACGGUAGCAGGUCGGCCUCGCCCGCGGCCCCCGGCACCGGCAGUGCUCACGGUAGCGCCCACGGUAGCGCCCACGGUAGCGCCCACGGCAGCCUGACGCGCACCCCACCGCGCCACAGGCACCACCACGGACAUCGGCACCACCACCACCACCACCAUCACCACCAUCACAGCCACCAGCAGCUCCAGCGGCAGUCGCCGUCGCCGUCGCCGUCGCCGCCUCAUUCGCGCUGUUCGCAGGCAUCCUCGUACCAGCAGAGGCUGCGCUCGGGCUCGCCGUCCUCGUCCUCGAUGACCGAGAGCGAGGGUCGGGAGGCUCUGCGCUCGCGCUCGAGAUCGCGCAGUCCGGCCAGCAGCAGCAGUCAGCAGCAGCAGCAACAGCAGCACCAGAUGGCGAUGAGCGCCCUCGGCGUGGCCGGCACCAGGCGUCGAUCGACCCCCUCGCCUGGACACGUGAUCGACAUGGCCCAGCGACACCACCAGGCGGCCGCCGAGCUCCUCAAGGCCGACGAGCUCCAAGCCACGCUCAAGGCCAAGGCCGCCUACGAGGAGCGCUGCUGCUGGGGCUUCAUUCCCAAGAGGUGGUUCACCAGUCAGGCCCAGGGCAGCGCCAAGAUCGACGUGUUCGCCAGGUUCGCCUUUCCUCUCGCGUUCGUGGGGUUCAACAUAGCCUACUGGUCGACCUACAUGUCGCGCGGAGACGACAACGUCGGGCACAACUGAUAACGAUGCGCUCCUCCUCCUCGGCCUCUUUUCACCUACAUACUCCUCGCUGCAGCGCAUCUUGACUGCGCCGCUUCUCGACGUACUAUUUGCAUCUCGCUCACCGCUGCUCCUUUUUCGCGAUCGCUGACAACGUGACCCCGAGCGGGCCCCGCCGGGGGCUCGUUCUACGAUAUCCAUUUAGGCAUCUCUGUAUAAUACGUACAUACGGCUCGCGAUGAGCAUUUUUUAUAUCAUUCGUAAUGCAUGAUCAUAGCCACGCGUACGCAUGGAUCCUUCGUAUGCACGCGACAUCGUCUUUUUUACGUGACUCGACUGCAACGACCGCAGCCAUUACAACAACUGACCGAGACGCGCUGAUGAUGCACGUAAAUCACUCACUCGCGAUAAUUUUUCGAUAUUUUUAUACGUUUACUAUGAUAAUCUUCGAUACUUGCUCGAUAUUCAUUGACGCACGGACGACUUGGUACGCCAACCCAGUCAUGCACACGCCAUACGCACCCACGCGCCAACCUUUAACUCUUUGCACACACGCUUCGAUCGAGCUUCCAUUUCAACGAACGAAAUAAACUAACUUUUACACGCGUUCUUCUUGAGAUUAAAUCAAAAGCGAUCUACGUUUUAUUAAGUAAUAUGAGCAAUUCCAGGCGAGAUAAUCCAGUGAAAUAGUACGUCGAUAAUCAGCAAAAAUAUCGCUUCCAUCGCGUUUGUUUGCUAUUCCGAGACUUCGAUAAAAAAAAAAUCAACUACGGCAAAAAGGUCGACGCUUUAUAUACUGAACGGAUUUUCGGAAUAUAUUGUACUACGACCGAUUUACCGACUCGGAUAUCAAGCGUAACGCAUAUAUUGCGCGGCCGUAAAAAAUAUCAAGUGUGAGUAUAGAUGUGUAUGAGAGUGUCACAUUUUAUCGAAUAAGCAUAUAAAUAUUAUAAAUAUAAAUGUAUACAUGUCGCACACUUUUGCGCGCACGCGAUAUCGUGCGAUUAUUAUAUAUAUGUAUAAGUAUGAUAUGAUGUCGUAUAAAACGAGUACGUGUAAAAGAGGAUGUGAUGAAUUGCGAGUGAAUGUGUGACAUUUUUCCCGAAGAGGCCGAGAGUGAGACGAACAAACAAACUUCCAUCGGGCAUACGUACGUACAUGACUCGUGAUAAGUCAUGCGUGUGAGCCUAUAAAAAAGCGCAUCGUUUAAAAAUAUGUGAAAAAUAAUAUUAUAAUUAAGAAUAAUAGAUUGUACAUCGGGGAGACCGCGCGCCACCUUAAAUAUACUAUAGUUAAAUACAAAGAAGACUAUAAUAUAGCGGGCCUUGUAUAGCCACGGCCUAUCUCCAAAAAAUACAAAAUGACAAAUCGACGAAAGGAAAAACAAAUAAAAUGAAGAAAUAAACAAUGACUUUCAAAUAAU
Messenger RNA from Trichogramma pretiosum, 4338 nucleotides. RefSeq names its product glutamate-gated chloride channel (gene GluClalpha). NCBI's taxonomy places the organism in Eukaryota, Metazoa, Arthropoda, Insecta, Hymenoptera, Trichogrammatidae. Gene Ontology annotation, molecular function: extracellular ligand-gated monoatomic ion channel activity; chloride channel activity; transmembrane signaling receptor activity. The record is from RefSeq and is a predicted model, not a curated record. Gene Ontology annotation, cellular component: membrane; synapse; neuron projection. Gene Ontology annotation, biological process: signal transduction; regulation of membrane potential; chemical synaptic transmission. The transcript has 11 exons. The coding region runs from base 780 to 2936 and encodes 718 amino acids.